Messenger RNA from Larimichthys crocea (large yellow croaker), 1061 nucleotides. RefSeq names its product vegetative cell wall protein gp1-like. The transcript has 2 exons. Bases 174 to 1061 code for a protein of 295 amino acids. The record is from RefSeq and is a predicted model, not a curated record. NCBI's taxonomy places the organism in Eukaryota, Metazoa, Chordata, Actinopteri, Sciaenidae.
GGUGACGUAACACCUGCCGACCUGUAGAAUUUAUCGUUUGAACUUGACGCGAGUUGACACCUGGCGAGAAAUCUUUCUGUUGGCAAGUUGACAUCUUGGCUACUUGAUCAUCCGGAAAACUACACACGACAACCUACAGCAACAACAAUACACUGAUCCUGACCCCCAGCGGAAUGAAAGGCACUCAGAGAGAGCUACAGCAACAUCCACCUGCUGAAAUGGCUUUUCGUUACCUGAUGGACAGAUUCGCUGACUCUGAAAUGAAUCCCUCACGUCCAGUGCAGCAGGUCAUCCCAAUGCCUCACGUGGUGCCUGCUGCUGACAGAGAAGCCGAGAGGCCCAGGCCCCCCACUCUUCCUGUCGGGCAGGUCCCACCACGGCGCAAUGGGAUACCACAGCAACAGCAAGAUCCUGCUUUCUCUUUGGGAGCUCUUUUCCCUGCUCCCAAUGCUGCUUUCUAUCCUCUUCCCUUCCUUGCCCCCUUCCCUGCUCCCUUCCUUGCUCCCUACCCUGCUCCCUUCCUUGCUCCCUACCCUGCUCCAUACCUUUCUCCUUACCCUUCUCCCUACCCUGCUCCAUACCCUGCUCCUUAUACUUAUCCUUUUGCCAACCGUUAUGCAUUUCCUCAUGCUGCUCCUGCAUUUCCUCAUGCUCAUGCUGCUCCUGCUUUUCCUCCUGCUCCCACUCCUGCUCCUGCUCCUGCAUUGCCUCUUGCUCCUGCUUCUGCUCCCGCUCCUGCUCCUGCUCUUGCUCCUGCUUCUGCUCCCGCUCCUGCUCCUGCUCCUGCUUCUGCUUCUGCUUCUGCUUCUGCUCCCGCUCCCGCUCCUGCUCCUGCUCCUACAUUUCCUCCUGCUCCCGCCCUUGCCCCUGUUCCUGCUCCUACUCCUGCUCCUGCUUCUGCUCCUACAUUUCCUCCUGCUCCCGCCCUUGCCCCUGUUCCUGCUCCUACUCCUGCUCCUGCUUUUCCGCAGGCGGAGGAGAGCAGCAGACCACCCUCUCCUGUGUUUCCCUCAACCAGGGGGAGAAGCCGUCUCCUAAGAGGCGACGGUGCCGCUGGAUGA